Messenger RNA from Styela clava, 2479 nucleotides. Its product is annotated as cytochrome P450 1A4-like. Lineage: Eukaryota; Metazoa; Chordata; Ascidiacea; Stolidobranchia; Styelidae. The record is from RefSeq and is a predicted model, not a curated record. Gene Ontology annotation, biological process: hormone biosynthetic process; progesterone metabolic process. Gene Ontology annotation, molecular function: steroid 17-alpha-monooxygenase activity; heme binding; iron ion binding.
AUCUGUAACCUACGAUCUAAAUCGUUAAGGUGUAUGAUCUAGAUUUGACAUCAUGUUACUUCUACGGUAUCUAACAUCUGUGUUCACGUUGGUCGACACCUUCAGAUUUUCAUGUGUUUUCACCGCAGUGCUGCUCUUGACUCGAUAUGUUUUGCGAUCCAAGAAACAAACGUUACGUCUUCCGCCGGGCCCUAAAGGCUUACCCGUUGUAGGCAAUAUACUUCAGCUUGGUCCCAACCCACACUUAACUAUGACGAACUUUGCGAAAAAGUUCGGCGCUGUUUAUCGCCUAAAAUUGGGGUCUAGAAUGGUAAUUGUUGUAAAUGGAGUGGAUGCUAUUAAACAAGCUUUACUCCGUCAGCCAAUGGACUUUGUAUCCCGACCUGAAAUGCAUACUACGCAAUAUGUCUGCAGAGGACAUAGCAUUGUAUUUGGUGCAAUGCCCGUAGAUGAACAUAGAAGAUAUAGAAAAUUAAUCGUGGAUGCUCUUGGUACUUACGCGUUGCGAAAAGUGAACAACGACCAAAAUAAUAACUCUCAAUCAGUGAAAGCCAGUCCAGUGGUAGAACGCAUUGUCACUGAGGAAGUCAGUGAUCUUGCUCAGAGAUUGCUGAAAAAUGAAUUAGAUAGUGGACAUGAAGUCCAUGGUGUCACUGAAGAUCGUAAAAACAUGACAGGAAUAUUCAACGAAAUAGCAUGGACGACGAGCAAUAUUAUGAGUGCAUUUUUGUUCGGAGAAAGAUAUCAACCCGGGGACUCGCACAUUAAAUUCAUCAUCGACAAUAAUAAUGAUUUCUCCAGAAUACAAGCUAAUUCAUCUGCUGCUGACAUGAUGCCUUGGACCAGAUACGUUAUUCCGGGUUUAUUAACAAAAUUCAAGGCAGUGAUUAAAAAGUUUGAUGAUUUUAUGCAAGAACAUAUCAAAAAACAUGUGGAAAAUUUUGAUAACAUAUAUGAUUGGAAUAAAAACAACAAAACACCUGUAGAACCAAAGAAUGUAUUAGAUGGACUGAUUGCUACUGCAAGAUUAAACAGAGGAAAUCCAUUGUAUGAUGAAAAACACACAUUGAACACGAUAGUCGAUUUGAUGGGCGCUGGAUUUGACACAAUAUCAAAAUCAUUGAUGUGGAUUUUCGUCUAUUCUGCUGUAUUCAAAGACGCGCAGGAAAUCAUAAGACGUGAAAUUGAUACUUUUAUACAUAAAGAAGAUAGGCCGCCAAAAUAUGCCGACAGAAAUCAUUUUCCGUAUACGAACGCAUUCAUCCAUGAAGUACUACGUCAUUCGUCAUUUGUGCCAUUCACAAUUCCGCAUGCUGUGACCCGCGACAACGUUCGUCUUCUGGGUUACGAUAUGCCAAAAGGCACGAUUGUAUUCAUCAACCAAUGGUCCGUCAACUAUGAUGUAUCAGUGUGGAAAAGUCCAGAACAUUUCAGACCGGAACGUUUUCUCGAUGCAGACGGCAUGUUUCAACCAGAAGUUGGCGAUCGAGUUCUUUUGUUUGGAAUGGGGAGACGAGCUUGUCCAGGGAAAGUUCUAGCAAAGCUGGAAAUGUUUCUUUACAUCACGCAGAUUCUUCGCGUGUGCAAUCUUUCUAUGCAUCCAGACCAUCCUGGUCUUCCAAAAACUGAAUACGGGCUCACUAUGAGACCUGAAACAGGAAAAAUGAUGGUGGAACCACGAUGAUAAAGAAACCUUCAGAAGAAUUUUUAUUGUGACAUUAGCUGUAUGCUGAUUAUAAAGACGACACUGUUGAUUCAUAACAGCAUGUCAAUAAACUUAGACUAUGAGAGGAAACUCUAACUCUGUUAAAACAUAUUUUAGCAAGAUGUAUGAUAUUUAUUUAGCAUUUUGAAUCAACGAUGAGGUAAUUCUUCGACUAGAUCAAAUCGGUGAAAGGCCAAAUUGAGAUUUGGUAUCAAAUACACGAGCUCAAUUUCCAAUACCGGAUUGACUAUGGCUAAAUCAGUGUGGUGUCGACCAAACCUAACCUAACCCAAGCUAAGGCGGCCGUAAGAACAAAUAUAUUAGGUCACCCGGAGCUCGCCCUAUGUCAUCAGAGUCAAUUCGUGUAUGUCCCAAACGUGCAACAAACCAAAUCAUUAAUAAAGUUUAUAGUGUCCUUCCCUUUAAUCUACAUUUUGGAACUCUUCGCUUUCCUUUGCAAGUUCGACUGUUAAGUUUAUGUCAUAUCACAUGUUUAUCUUUGUUACUGCUGAUGUACAAAUUACUGAGCUAAAAUUUAUGUAAAAUUGUAAAGUCUCAAUAGGAAAUGAUAUUUCAAGUUAUAUAUAGAACAUGAGAGCGAAAUUUACUUCAGUUUAAUAUCAGAGAAGAAUUUAACACGUUUUGAUAAAUUUUUUUGCUGUGCCAAUGUUAUGAUGAAUGAACAAAUAUUUCGGACUAUUUUUUACGUAAGAAUGCGUCGACUUAUGUCUAUUUUAUUUGCAUUAUGUAUGUUCAGAAAUAGAUCAUAAUUUU